Molecule: messenger RNA, 2520 nt
Organism: Prorocentrum cordatum
Lineage: Eukaryota; Dinophyceae; Prorocentrales; Prorocentraceae
Source: the annotation of a GenBank genome assembly
CUCGGCGCGCGGGCCCCCCCUUCCCUAGGCCGCAGCCGGACACGGCGGGGCUCCCUGGCCGUGCCACCGUGUGCGUGUCCCCGCGCUCGGGGCCCCGACCCUGCGGCCGCGAUGUGGGACAAGCUCCACGCGGCGGUGGCGCAGGCCGGCGCCGCCGGGACGCCAGGGCGCGGUCGCAGGCUUCAGCACGUCGCCGCGCUGGAGUCUCCGCUGCUGAGUGCUGCCGACGAAGAAGAGGUCGCCAGCCCGUUGUCCCCAAGCAGCCGAAGGCACAAUGAGGCGAAAGAGUUCGUCGCUGAGAAGUUGCCUGCCCGCCUCCAGAAAAAAUUGGUAAAGAAGGCCACGGAGGCGAGGUUUCGCGUGAGCCAGAGGUACAUGUCCAAGGACGAAAGACACAAGAGUAUGUUUUGGAUCGUGCUCGUUCUCACCGCCGUGCUCUCAAGCCUGGUGUCGUUCAUCAUUGACCAAGGCACGCAGAACAUCGGCACUUGGCGCCAGGGCUUCACGACUUUCUCGCACGGCUACUCCGACCUGGGGAUGAUAUGUAUCUUCAACAUCAUGCUAACCUGUGGCGCCCGCCUCCUCGUGCGCACGAAGGUGGAGGCGGAGGGCAGCGGCUUCCCGGAGGUGAAGGCGAUGCUGUUCGGGAAACCCAUGAGGAAUUUUCUCACGCUCCGUGUUCUCGCUAUAAAGGCAGUCUGCCUGACCAUGGGCGUGGGCGCUGGGCUGCCCCUGGGGAAGGAGGGCCCGAACGUGCACAUGGCGGCCUGCAUCUCGCACACCCUGUCCGACCUGAUGGGCAGGUGGGGCCUGAUGGACAAGGACUUUUUCGUGAAGAAGCGCGUCGCCGCGUCGCACCUGCUCCUGGCCGCGUGCGCCGUGGGCGUCGGCUCGUCGUUCUCCGCCCCCAUCGGCGGCGUGGUCUUCGCGCUGGAGCUGGUGCUGCCGCAGGUCUUCGACUCCGUCGGCUAUUCCGGCUGCUUCCUGUCUGCGGUGAGCGGGUCUGUCUGCUACAUUCUCUACCGGAGCGCCUUCGCCGACGCGAGCGUGCUCAUGCCGCUCCUGUCGACCAACGUGGGCCCCGGAGAGGGCGCGCAGAGCCGCUACCCAUUUUUCCUGCUCCUGAUGGACGUGCUUCUCGGGGUCAUCUGCGGGUACACGGGCGCCUAUUGGAUCAGCAGCCACAAGAAGUGUGCGAAGAUGUUCAAGGAGUGGAGACUGCAGACUGCCAAGGCGUACAAGUUCAAGCACGGCAGCCUCCUCGCGGACCACAUCCUCGAAGAUUCGCCCUCGGCGAAAGUGAAGGGGGCCGUGACAAGGUUCAAGUUCAACGUGCGGACGGGCAUCUACAACCAGCUGGAGAAGAGGGAGUGGAGGGACCUGGCGCAGAUCGCCGUGAUCACCUUGGUCAACACCAUCGUCGCCGCGAACCUGCCGCUGCUGGGGGGCAAGCCACAGCCGGCGCUCCUCUCCACGCUGUUCAACAAGGAGCUCAUGACCGACGAGAGCUGGGUGCUGUGGUGGGCGGGGCCGGUCGCCACCAUGUUCCUGUGCUUUCUGGCGAAGUGGUUCCUCACGAUGAUGGCCCUGUCGCUGCCCAAUCCGGCCGGCGUGGUGGCGCCGGUCAUGAUCAUCGGGGGCCUGCUCGGGCGAUUCCUCAUCAUGCUCGUUCCCAGCGUUUUCCUGGACAUCCUGCUGGGCAGCACGGAGGACACGGUCAGCGACGCAGAGCGCAUCGCCUUGCGGGGCGCCCUCGUGGCGCGCUUCGCCAUCAUCGGCGCGGGCGCCUUCUCGUCGGCGGUGUGUCGCGCCUUCGCGAUGGCCAUUACGAUCUUCGAGGUGCUGGCGCUGCCCAAUCUCAUCAUCCCGAUCUCUACCGCCAGCUUGGCCGCCAUGUUCGUAGCAGACAAGUUCGCUCGGCCCUAUUUCGACACCAACCUCAUCGGCCGCGGCCUGCAGGGCAUCUCCGACCUGACACACGGCAAGGAGGCAUUCAAGCCCGCGUUCGAAAAGAUGCGGCGGGUGGAUUUGCUCUCUGGAUGCCUCGAGAAGAAGACCUCUCUCAUGGAGAUCGAGCAGGUCCUCAGCGAGCCUUGCAACCAGGAUGAGGAGUUCUUCGCCAUUGUGGAGCACGUCAACUCGGGGAGCUGGCAGGACACGGGCGUGUCCUGCAUGCUCAAAGGUUGCAUCACGCGCAAGAACCUCGAGGACAUCAAGACAGAUGUCAGCUCGAAGGGCCACGGGGCGUCGAUGCUGAUCGACCUGAUGAGCCCACAGUACGCUUUUGUCCAGAGGGGCAGCUCGGCCCCCCCGCGGGUGAACCUCACCCCGCUGCACGUGACGGAGGACACCAUCGUGCAGGAUGUAUACCUGGUCAUGAAAGUGGCCAACGAGCCGGUCGUGUUCGUCACAAAGGACAACUUGUUGCAAGGUAUCAUUACGUUGAAGGAGAGCUGCUCGGCCACUCCCUGGAGAAGGGCGGCGGGCGCGGCUGGGACGACCCCAGCAACAACCCGCUGA